GACAUAUUUUGGCAAUUUCCCAAUGGAAAAAAGCGAAAAAAAAACUCCUUUAAUAUUAUGACUGUUAAUGGCUUUCCUGAGAUUUGAAGACUGACAAAAAAAAAAAAAAAAAUUAUCACACAAAAACUCCAAUGGAGAGCAUUGGCAGCCAUUUCCACGGCUCUCCUUUCACCUUCACCACCACGAGAAACUCCUCUCUUCCCAGUCUCGUUCACUUCACUCGCAGACCUGCUCACCUUCCCCGCCGUUCACACCGUCUCAAAAUCUCACCUUCUCGCCUCACCUGCUGCUCCUCUGCUUCCUCCUCCACCAUUGAGGAACAGAGGAAGAAUCGAGAUGGGUCGGGGCCCAAAGUGAGGUUAAACGUGAGGCUUGACCGUCAAGUUAAGUUCGGUGAGCAUGUGGCUGUGUUUGGAUCAGCUAAAGAGAUCGGUUCCUGGAAGGAGAAGUCGCCACUUGCUUGGUCUGAGAAGGGAUGGGUUUGCGAGCUUGAGCUUAGCGGAGGUGAGGCUUUGGAGUUUAAGUUCGUCGUCGUCAAGAAAGACGGCUCACUCUCAUGGGAGUCUGGUGAUAAUCGUGUCCUUAAGCUUCCUAAGUCCGGGAGCUUCUCUGUUGUCUGCCACUGGGAUGCUACUGGAGAGACACUUGAUUUGCCUCUUGUUGAUGAUGAUGGUGGUGGGGAGGAGAGUGGUGAUAGCCACGACGUUGGUGGUGGUGAUAAUGGUGCGCAGCUUCGGAAGAGUACAUUGGGGGGGCAGUGGCAAGGGAAAGAUGCUUCCUUUAUGCGUUCUAAUGAGCAUGGAAACAGAGAAGUUGGGAGGAAUUGGGAUGCUAGUGGUCUUAAAGGCUCAGCUCUUAAGAUGGUGGAAGGUGAUCGCAGCUCUAGGAACUGGCGGAAGAAGCUUGAGUUGGUAAGUGAGGUCAUAGUUGGGAGUGUUGAGAGGGAGGAACGGUUGAAGGCGCUCAUUUACUCUGCAGUUUAUUUGAAGUGGAUAAACACAGGUCAGAUUCCUUGCUUUGAAGACGGAGGGCAUCACCGUCCAAACCAUCAUGCUGAGAUUUCCAGGCUUAUAUUUCGUGAGUUGGAGAACAUUUGCAGCAAGAAAGAUGCUACUGCAGAGGAAGUGCUUGUCGCUAGAAAAAUCCAUCCGUGUUUGCCUUCUUUCAAAGCAGAGUUUACUGCAUCUGUCCCUCUAACUAGAAUUAGGGACAUCGCCCAUCGCAAUGACAUUCCUCAUGAUCUCAAGCAAGAGAUCAAGCAUACCAUACAAAACAAGCUUCACCGGAAUGCGGGUCCAGAAGAUCUAAUUGCAACAGAAGCAAUGCUUGAGAGAAUCACUGAGACCCCAGGAAAAUACAGUGGAGACUUUGUGGAGCAGUUCAGAAUAUUCCAUAAUGAGCUUAAGGAUUUCUUUAAUGCUGGAAGCCUCACUGAACAACUUGAAUCUAUGAAAAUUUCUAUGGAUGAGAGAGGUCUUUCUGCUCUCAAGUUGUUUUUUGAGUGUAAAGAGAGCCUUGACGCAUCUGGAGAAUCAAGCAGCGUUUUGGAGUUGAUUAAAACUAUGCGUUCUCUGGCUUCUCUAAGAGAAUCAAUCAUUAAGGAACUUAAUAGCGGCUUGCGAAAUGAUGCUCCUGAUGCUGCCAUUGCAAUGCGCCAGAAGUGGCGUCUUUGUGAGAUUGGGCUUGAGGACUACUUUUUUGUACUACUAAGCAGAUUCCUCAAUGCUCUUGAAUCUAUGGGAGGAGCUGUUCAACUAGCAAAAGAUGUGGAGUCAAGAAGUGUUGCCUCUUGGAAAGAUCCUCUGGAUGCUUUGGUAUUGGGUGUUCAGCAAGUAGGUCUAUCUGGUUGGAAGCAAGAAGAGUGUUUAGCCAUUGGAAAUGAACUCCUCGCUUGGCGAGAGAGAGACCUACUUGAAAAAGAAGGGGAAGAGGAUGGAAAAACCAUUUGGGCCAUGAGGCUGAAAGCAAGUCUUGAUCGAGCAAGGAGAUUAACAUCAGAAUAUUCUGAUUUACUUCUUCAAAUAUUCCCUCCUAAUGUUGAGAUACUAGGGAGAGCUCUAGGGAUUCCAGAGAACAGUGUCAAGACCUAUACAGAAGCAGAGAUUCGUGCUGGUAUAAUUUUUCAGAUCUCAAAGCUCUGCACUGUUCUUCUAAAAGCUGUAAGAAACUCACUUGGUUCUGAGGGAUGGGACGUCAUUGUACCUGGAUCUACUUCUGGGACAUUAGUUCAGGUUGAGAGCAUUGUGCCUGGAUCAUUACCAUCAACUGGUGGUGGUCCUAUUAUUCUCUUGGUCAACAAAGCUGAUGGCGAUGAAGAGGUAAGUGCUGCUAAUGGAAACAUAGCUGGAGUCAUGCUUCUCCAGGAGUUACCUCACUUGUCUCACCUUGGCGUUAGAGCUCGGCAGGAGAAGAUUGUCUUUGUGACAUGUGAUGAUGAUGACAAGGUGGCUGAUAUACGGCAACUUGUGGGAAAAUAUGUGAGGUUGGAAGCAUCUCCAAGCCAUGUAAAUCUGAUACUUUCAACUGAAGAGAGGAGCCGUACUCCUAAAUCCAAACCCAAAUCCAAAUCCAAUGCUAGCAAAAAGACUGAUAAUAAAAGUGUAUCUAAGGAUGAUGAAGAGUCAAAACCUGUCUCCUCAUCUUCUGACAGCCUCCUUUACUCAUCCAAGGACAUCCCUAGUGGAGGAAUCAUAGAACUUGCGGAUUCAGAUGCAUCAACAUCUGGUUCGAAAGCUGCUGCAUGUGGUCUCCUUGCAUCUUUAGCAGCAGCCUCUACUAGAGUGGACAGCGAGAACGGAGUUCCAGCAUCAUUCAAGGUUCCAGCUGGAGUUGUCAUACCUUUUGGAUCAAUGGAGCUAGCUUUGAAGCAAAGUAACUCGGAAGAAAAGUUUGCAUCUCUGUUAGAGAAGUUAGAAACCGCCAGACCAGAAGGCGGUGAGCUAGACAGCAUAUGUGAUCAGAUCCAUGAAGUGAUGAAGUCACUGCAAGUGCCUAAAGAAACAAUCAACACCAUAAGCAAAACGUUUUCCCAAGAAGCUCGUCUCAUUGUUCGUUCAAGCGCCAACGUUGAGGACUUAGCUGGAAUGUCAGCAGCAGGACUCUAUGAAUCAAUUCCCAACGUGAGUCCCUCAGAUCCUUUGGUGUUUUCUGACUCUAUUUGCCAAGUUUGGGCUUCUCUCUACACAAGAAGAGCUGUUCUGAGCCGUAGAGCUGCUGGUGUCUCUCAAAGAGAAGCUUCAAUGGCGGUUCUUGUUCAAGAGAUGCUGUCUCCUGACUUAUCUUUCGUUCUUCACACUGUGAGUCCAGCUGAUCCAGACAGCAACCUAGUGGAAGCUGAGAUAGCUCCUGGUUUAGGUGAGACUUUAGCUUCAGGGACGAGAGGAACACCGUGGAGACUUGCUUCGGGUAAGCUUGAUGGGAUUGUGGAAACCUUAGCGUUUGCAAACUUCAGUGAAGAGCUUCUUGUGUCAGGAAAAGGUCCUGCUGAUGGCAAAUACGUUCGGUUAACCGUUGACUAUAGCAAGAAACGGUUAACGGUUGACUCAGUGUUUAGACAGAAGCUCGGUCAGAGACUUGGUUCGGUUGGUUUCUUCUUGGAAAGGAACUUUGGAUGUGCACAAGACGUUGAAGGUUGUUUGGUUGGUGAAGAUGUUUACAUUGUUCAGUCAAGGCCACAACCUCUGUAGAAUCUUUUCCUUUUUUAUGUUCUAUCAAGCGAAUUAUAAUAAAAAUGUCGGAAACAAUUCUGCAUUAUGUCACUUUCAUAUGUUAAGUAUGCUUAAUUAUGAUACGUACAGUAUAUAAUUGCUAUUCAUAUCUCUUGCUCA
This is a messenger RNA of Brassica rapa (field mustard), 3827 nucleotides long. Its product is annotated as phosphoglucan, water dikinase, chloroplastic. Gene Ontology annotation, biological process: phosphorylation. The record is from RefSeq and is a predicted model, not a curated record. Gene Ontology annotation, molecular function: kinase activity; ATP binding; starch binding. Lineage: Eukaryota; Viridiplantae; Streptophyta; Magnoliopsida; Brassicales; Brassicaceae.